AUGAAGAAUAUUGUACAUAAUACUGACAAGGGAUCAUAUAUUUGCUCUGAGUGUGGUAAAACAUUUGGCCUAAAGACAAAUCUGAAAAGACACAUGAAAUGUCACACAGGAGAAAAACCAUUCAGCUGCUCAUUCUGUGAUAAAAGUUUCAAUCGGAGAGAACACUUGAUUGCUCACAUGAGGUGUCAUUCAGGAGAAAAACCUUUCAGCUGUUCUGUUUGUAACACAAGUUUUAGUCAUGGCUGGUCUUUGGAUAAGCACAUGAGAGUCCACACUGGGGAGAAACCAUUUUGUUGUUCAUUUUGCAGUAAAAGCUUCAGGCAGCGCUCAGAUUUGGUUGCACAUUUUAGAAUUCACACAGGAGAAAAACCUUUUUCCUGCUCAGAGUGUAACACCAGCUUCACCCAGCGUCACACUUUGGUUCAGCACAUGAGGAUCCAUACUGGGGUGAAACCUUUUGUUUGCUCAGUUUGCGGAAAGAGAUUCUCACGAAAGGGACAUCUAACAAGACACAUGACGGCUCACACUGGGGAGAAACCAUUCAACUGCAGUGUUUGUGACAAAGGAUUCACAUGGCAGUCACAGUUUAAAAGACAUGAGUGUAGUGGAGAGAGCAGCAGCAGUAAAUGAAGCUGUGGAGCGACAGUUUAAUGUUU
This is a messenger RNA of Seriola dumerili (greater amberjack), 656 nucleotides long. Its product is annotated as gastrula zinc finger protein XlCGF71.1-like. NCBI's taxonomy places the organism in Eukaryota, Metazoa, Chordata, Actinopteri, Carangiformes, Carangidae. The transcript has a single exon. The record is from RefSeq and is a predicted model, not a curated record. Bases 1 to 630 code for a protein of 209 amino acids.